AUGUCUACAACAAAAUCCGCAUCACCCUUACUGCGGACCUUACUACGACCAUCAAGCGGCCCUACCUCACGCUACACUUGCGCACCCUGUCUACACCAACAGCACCAGCAGCAGCAGCGAACAAUACACAAAACCAAAGACGCAUCAAUACCCAAACCGACUCCCUUCGUCCCCGACGUCAAGACCUUCCUCACCCUCAUCGGCCGCGGCCUCAGCGCCCAAGCCUCAAAGAUCUCCUCCUGGAACAAACUAUUCACCCUCUCCUCCGAAGAGCUCAAAGAGCUCGGCGUCGAACCCGCCCGCACAAGAAGAUACCUCCUGAGAUGGAGACAAAAGUUUCGAAAUGGCGAGUACGGAGUCGGCGGUGAUUUCAAGUUCGUCAAAGACGGCGCGGCGCAGCUACGUGUUGUUGAGCUGCCGAGUAACACGACGCAGGGAAGCGAGGGUAGUCCGGAAUAUGUAUCUGUGACACGGACGCCUGGAAAGACCAAGCUGGUGCUGAAUGUGCCUGAGGAUUUCGACCCGUUGAAUAUUCAGAAAUUGUUACAGCCUGGUCAAUCUACUGCGGAUCUCAAGAAGCCGAAAGACUAUAGUUUGAAGAGAGGACAUAUCAUUGCGGGUCCGUAUGCGACGCCUGUUGCGGGAGGUGGCUCGAGCACGGUUCGUGUGCAGGUAAAAGAGGGAAUGUGGGAAGAUCCUUUGGGCAAAAAGGUGUUUGGUGGUGAGAGAAGACGCGCCCAGACCUUGCACAAGCUGGGUGUUGCGGAGCACAGGAAGGCUAUUGGUACGGCGAGAUAA
This is a messenger RNA of Lithohypha guttulata, 798 nucleotides long. It is a transcript of the gene FYV4, whose product is annotated as telomere length regulation protein. The record is from RefSeq and is a predicted model, not a curated record. Lineage: Eukaryota; Fungi; Ascomycota; Eurotiomycetes; Chaetothyriales; Trichomeriaceae. The transcript has a single exon. Gene Ontology annotation, cellular component: mitochondrion. The coding region runs from base 1 to 798 and encodes 265 amino acids.